This is a messenger RNA of Didymodactylos carnosus, 831 nucleotides long. The record is from the annotation of a GenBank genome assembly. Lineage: Eukaryota; Metazoa; Rotifera; Eurotatoria; Philodinida; Philodinidae.
AUGGUAGUGAAUUUGACCGUGGAAAAUUGGUCAGAUGGUAAUGGAAAGCAUACGGCAUCUCAGCAAGUUUUUGUGUUAGACUCGUCCUUCUCAAUGUUACCAAACUUUAACCGCACUCGCCGCAUCUGGAUUUAUCUGCCGCUUGAUUAUUACAAAAUGUCAAAAAAUUAUCCUGUUAUUUAUGCUCAUGAUGGUCAGAAUCUUUUUGAUCAGGUCUACUCAUAUUCUGGAGAAUGGGGAAUCGAUGAAACGUUAGAUCAGCUGUUCAACAGAACGUCAUCUUCGAUUGGAAAUGGAGUGAUUGUUGUCGGGAUCGAUAAUGGAGGGAGUGAAAGAUUGAACGAGCUAACACCUUUCCCGAGUUCUACUCGAGGUGGAGGACAUGCUGAUAAAUAUUUGAAAUUCAUCGUCCAUCACCUGAAACCGUACAUUGAUAUGCGUUUCCGAACAAAACCUGAACGUCAAAAUACAGCCAUUCUAGGAAGUUCACUUGGUGGUCUAGUGAGCUUUUAUGCAGCCGCUCGUUAUCCGCACAUAUUUGGACGUGUAGGCGUUUUUUCCCCGUCAUUCUCGUUCAGUGAUGAGAUUUAUACAUAUGCAGAAAAAAUGUUUAAUUUGUUUGAUAUAAAUCCAAAGUUGUACUUUGUCUGUGGAGCAAAAGAGAGUAUGACAAUGAUUCCUGAUAUGCAACGAAUGGUUCGAUUACUCGUUGACACUAAACAGUACACAAAUAAAGAAGUCAAAUCAAUUGAUAAGGAUGAUGGAGAACAUUCAGAAUGGUUCUGGCGAAGGGAAUUUGUCGAUGCAGUAAAAUGGCUCUUUGAUGAUUAG